Molecule: messenger RNA, 528 nt
Organism: Darwinula stevensoni
Lineage: Eukaryota; Metazoa; Arthropoda; Ostracoda; Podocopida; Darwinulidae
Source: the annotation of a GenBank genome assembly
AUGGAGCUGUCGAGAGGGAGUGUGAUCCUGUUCUUCGCCGUCUGGAUCCUCCUCGUCGGGGCGUUGAACAUUCAGGCCGUCCUCUGGCAUUACGGCUACUUCCAGCGGGAGGCGGGCGGGAAGGUUGGGCUCCCCGAGCUGGCCCUUCGAGGCCUGGGGCGAGGGGGGUUGGACCUCAUCAGGUUCCUGGAAGAGAACAGGCGGAACGAUACCCCACUGUUCAGGGCGGCAGCAAACUUCUCCGUCUGGAAUAAUUCCAUUCACCAAACGGUUCAGGAUGAUGGCUUCUCGUGGAGGCAAUGCGGGAGCGAGAAGGACCCAUUGCAACUCAGUAGUCUUUCGAUUCUUCCGUCUCUUUUCGUCAUUCCUGGGAAUCUGACUUUGAGUCUCAGCGCCAAAGUUGUAACUGUUGUUAGCGACCGCAUCGCCAUGAAUCGCUCCCUAAGGCUCGCCUUGGUGUUGGGCAUGACACAAGCAGAAUCAUGUCCUACGUCGAGGACAAGAUUCAAGGAGGAACUGAGGGACUGA